CCCUCAUAUUUUUUCUCUUUCUAUGACAUUCUAUUCAUAUCGUGUUAUCUCAGCAGCAAGAUUUAUUUUAAUUUUCCUCGAUUUUAGGGAACUGCUAAAUCUUCUAAUGGCUGCCGAAGACCAUCCACAAAACAGCUGAUGUGCGUCUUUUACUUUAUACAUAAAGUUAUUGUGUGUUCCUUUGUUUGUGACUCUAUUUUUUUAGAUUAGAUGGUCCGGUGUUUGUGUUUACAUUGUAUGCGACGUACAGGAUGUCACUGACCAUACAACAAAUAAUUUUGGAUGCAAAAAGACUCGCUGGUCGGCUUAAGGAGCGGGAGACUGAAGCGGAUGCGUUGCUGACUGAAACUCAAACAGCAUAUAGACAAAUAAGCACGAUGAAACAGUACAAGGAAGAAGUGGACACACUUAAUGAGGCAUCCAGGGAGAGACCUAGAGGGGAGUUAAUUGCUAGUAUAGAAAGAGAAUCUCGAAUAAUGAGGGAGGUGCAAAGGGAAAAUGUUGAACUAAGAGCUGCACUUGAGGAUCACAGAAGAGCUCUUGAGUUAAUAAUGUCAAAAUACAGGCAACAUACAGAAAAGAGAAUAUGGGAGUCUCGGAUAGAUUUUACAUCGGCAAUCAAUGAGAAACAGCAGGAGCUUAUCCGCCAGCAAGCAGAGCGAAUUAAUGAAAUGACAAGUAUCAUGUAUAAAGCAGUGAACAUGGAUGCCCAUGGUGAUACUAGAAGGGAAGAAGAACUAUACCAAAGGCUUAUUACAGAGAAUAAGGGUCUUCGAGAAAUGCUUGAUAUAUCUCGGCGUUAUGGUUCAGACAAGUCGUACCCAUCUAUGGAGGACAAAGAUGUUCAGACAGAUGGGCCACCACUACCUGGAGCGUGACGACCUGCUAAUGACUUGUGCCGCCUCUAAAUAUAUAAUGCACCACCUCUCCAAACAUUCUCUUGGUACAUAACUUUACAUUCUUGUAAGUCUAUUCCAUUUCCAUGCUCAUCUAAAUCUUAUGUUAAUCAUCUCCUAAAAAUUAUUAUGUAAAUUUUUAUUGCAAUUAUUUAAUUGGCAUUGUUGCCUCCUAAUGAAAUUUGAUGUGUGAGCAUAAAUUACUUCACUUGCCUAGAUCAUUUAAUAUGAUCAAGGAUUUUUCUUGAAAAAUUCUUAAUUUGUACUUCUAUCAUUGUUUGAGGAAUCCUAUUAGUGACAAUAUUGGGAUUGUGAGAUUAUUUACAUUAACAUUAAUUAUUCCAUCAAAUGUUAUUUUAUAAUUAUCAAUAUUUAGUUGAACACCCUUUAAUUAUAUUUUCAAACAGUGAAGUGUGUAAAAUAGAAGUGUUUGAAAUAUUAAAUCAUGUAAGCUUUGAAAAUACCAGUUGAUAUUUGAGGGUUUUUUGACAGCGCUCUAUAUCAAGUUAAGACCACAAUUUUGUAAACUAUUUUUGAUAAUAAUUUCAAAUUUGUUAAGAUUACUUCCUGAAAAUUGGUGAAGGGUGAAAUUGUGUUGUAUAUUGAGUUGCUUGAUGCGGAUAAUUGUUAAUUUAGUACGAACUUAUUCAAGUUAUGUUGCUGUUAAUAUGACAACCCAAUUUACAGGAAGUUUUAACAAUAAUUUUAAAGCAGUAAAUGUUAAGAAAUUUUCAAAUUUUUGGAUAAAUAUUGAAGUGAAUGUAAUGUUGUUUUACUUUGAAAUUACAACAAUUGAUUGUCAUAGAUUGUAGCCUGUCAAUACAUUUUCUGCUUGAAUGUGUGAAACUUAUGGCAUUACUGUGAUCUUUAGAAUCUACUUAAUGUUUAUUAAUAUUCUAUGAAUACCAUGUGGGCUAUGGCUACAAAGACUACUACCUGUUUUUCUAUUUUUCUUAGUUUUAUUGUUAAACAUAAUUUGGACUAAAAACAACUUUAAGGUUUUUUACUUAAUAAUAUAACAUUUGAAUAAGUUUGUGUUUCUAUAGAUUUAAUUUCUGUAAUGAAACUUCAUUACACAAUGAGUGUGAAGAAGCAGUUUGAGAAUGGUGACAAAGAAGUCAUUGAUCAAUUUUGAUAAAAAAAUUAACAGUUUGUGUAUGUGCAAAAAUGAUUUACAAGCUAUUCAAAUUUACUUAGCAAAUUACCAUGUAUUAGAUGUAAUGUGCUAUUUAGACAAUAUGAUACUUAUUAAAUUCUAAAGUUUUAUUGCAAAAAAUAACUCCCAACUCUUUUCUUCUGUUCAGUAGAUAUUUCAAUGUAGAAUAUUCCUAUUGUAGAUGGUUAUCAAAUGUAAUGUAGUUGUAACAAAUAUAGAAAAUAUUAAGAUAGUUAAGGUUAAGAUAGUUUGUAGCCACAAAAGCAGUGCUGGUUCAACAUUCAAGUAGAGGCACAAAGCAAGCAAUAUCAGUAUUUUUUUAUUCUUUUAAAAACGAAAAUUAAUGUUUUAUUAAUUUUCGUUUUUAUAGAAUUAAAAGUUAGAACCAUACAAAGCACAAUUUUAUAAAAUAUUAUAUGACAUUUGAUUAGCUUACAAUAAUCAUACCUGGAUCUAUGGAACAAUAUGGGCACAAUUAAAAGAUUUUGCAAACUCAUAAUCUCUUAAAUUCCCUGAACUAAUAACCUUUCUAAGAAAAUUUUAGGCAAAUUAUCAACUCAAACAAAACUUAUGGAUAACAGUAUUUUCAAGAUUGUUUGUAUUUUUCAAUACUUCAACUUAGAUGUGCCAACUGAUGUACUUUCUAAAUGGUGUUAGAGUAAAAAAUAUAAAGCUCAGUUUACAUAAUUCUGAUUUAUUAUAUAUAAAAGAAUCAUAUUGCCCAAAAUAAUGAAUAUAUAUAUCUGUUGAUUUUUUAGGCUAACAAAAUUUACUAAAGUAUUGUAAGAUAAAUUAGUUAUAAUGAAACACUUGAUGCGAUAUUUUUUCAUAUUACAGCUUUGGAUGUUAGUUGCCUAGGGUUAGUGGUUAAAGUAGUUUCUUUAUAGUUGGUAAAUGGUAUGCUAGAAAAAGCAAGCAAUAUAAUGUGGACUGCAUAACAUAAAAAUUAGUCAAACUUGCUUGAUAAGCCGUCCUCACUGGAAGUCGGUACUUUCAUAUACAUAUAUAAUGUUAUCAACUUAAGGAAAUUCUUCAAUGUUUUAAUGAUUAAGCCACAUUAAGGCUGUAUCCUACAAAUAAUUGUAUUUCAUACUCUCUUUGGACCCAUUAAACACCAUGUGGUCAAAAUAGUUUUUACCCUGGAGUACUUGAGUUUCUCCAAUUAAUUAGUAUGUAGUAUUACUCCCUGUUCUAUUUUUAUAGAUGUCUGUAUAGUUUAUCUGCAAAAUUGUUAAUAUAUAAAAUAUGAUUUUGCUUA
This is a messenger RNA of Pieris rapae (cabbage white), 3310 nucleotides long. Its product is annotated as FGFR1 oncogene partner 2 homolog. NCBI's taxonomy places the organism in Eukaryota, Metazoa, Arthropoda, Insecta, Lepidoptera, Pieridae. The transcript is spliced from 5 exons. The record is from RefSeq and is a predicted model, not a curated record. The coding region runs from base 252 to 878 and encodes 208 amino acids.